GCUGGAAAGUAGGCAGCAGCAGGUGCGAGUUGCCCGCAGGUUCCAGCCCACUCGGCGCCGAGCGCUUCUUGGGCGAGUCUACCCUUCCCGCCCCAUCGCCUGGCCUCCCGGCCCACCCAGCGCCCCUCCGACGGAGUCUCCGGGCCUUUUCACCGUGGCCGCUCCACCCCCGGGAGCGCCUUCUCCUCCCGCCACCCUGGCGCACCUUCUUCCCUCUCCGGCCAUGUACAGCCUUUUGGAGACUGAGCUCAAGAACCCCGUGGGGCCGCCCACCCCAGCCGCGGGCACGGGCGGCGCCGCAGUUCCCGGUGGUGCGGGCAAGAGUAGCGCGAACCCAGGCAGCGGCGCGAACGCAAGCGGUGGCAGCAGCGGUGCUGCGAACGGCGGCGGCGGCGGGGGCACGGAUCAGGAUCGCGUCAAGCGGCCCAUGAACGCUUUCAUGGUCUGGUCCCGCGGGCAGCGGCGUAAGAUGGCCCUGGAGAACCCCAAGAUGCACAACUCGGAGAUCAGCAAGCGCUUGGGGGCCGAUUGGAAACUGCUGACCGACGCCGAGAAGCGACCGUUCAUCGACGAAGCCAAGCGGCUGCGCGCUGUGCACAUGAAGGAGUACCCGGACUACAAGUACCGGCCGCGCCGCAAGACCAAGACGCUGCUCAAGAAGGACAAGUACUCCUUGCCCGGCGGCCUGCUGCCCCCCGGCGCGGCCGCCGCCGCUGCCGCGGCCGCCGCCGCCGCCGCCGCCAGCAGCCCAGUGGGCGUGGGCCAGCGCCUGGACACGUACACGCACGUGAACGGCUGGGCCAACGGCGCGUACUCGCUGGUGCAGGAGCAGCUGGGCUACGCGCAGCCCCCGAGCAUGAGCAGCCCGCCGCCGCCGCCGGCUCUCCCGCAAAUGCACCGCUACGACAUGGCCGGCCUGCAGUACAGCCCCAUGAUGCCCCCCGGCGCCCAGAGCUACAUGAAUGCCGCGGCCGCCGCGGCCGCCGCUUCGGGCUACGGGGGCAUGGCGCCCUCCGCUGCCGCCGCCGCCGCCGCCGCCUACGGGCAGCAGCCCGCCACCGCCGCCGCCGCCGCCGCUGCCGCCGCCGCCAUGAGCCUGGGCCCCAUGGGCUCGGUGGUGAAGUCCGAACCCAGCUCCCCGCCUCCCGCCAUCACGUCGCACUCGCAGCGCGCGUGCCUUGGCGACCUGCGCGACAUGAUCAGCAUGUACCUGCCGCCCGGCGGGGAUGCGGCCGACGCCACCUCGCCGCUGCCCGGCGGACGUCUGCACGGGGUGCACCAGCACUACCAGGGAGCCGGGACUGCCGUCAAUGGCACGGUGCCGCUGACCCACAUCUGA
Molecule: messenger RNA, 1339 nt
Organism: Dipodomys spectabilis (banner-tailed kangaroo rat)
Lineage: Eukaryota; Metazoa; Chordata; Mammalia; Rodentia; Heteromyidae
Gene: Sox3
Product: SRY-box transcription factor 3
Exons: 1
Coding region: 224-1339 (371 amino acids)
Biological process (GO): anatomical structure morphogenesis; negative regulation of transcription by RNA polymerase II; cell differentiation
Molecular function (GO): DNA-binding transcription factor activity, RNA polymerase II-specific; RNA polymerase II cis-regulatory region sequence-specific DNA binding
Source: RefSeq, a predicted model, not a curated record